GGAGAGGGAGGAUGCGGCCUGACGCCGCUCGCGGACGCUGCGGACAUCUCGACGAUCGUCCACGGCUUCCGCAUGCUGCACUGCGACGACGCCACCGUCCGAGACAUCGCCUGGGCCACUCUAUCUACGGCCGCGCGCCGCCGGCUGGGGAGGGAGCCGAGUCGAUCCGACUUGGCCACCUACCUUAGCGGCAGCACUGAGGGCGACCUCGCAAGAGACGGAGGCGACAUCCAGUCACUGUGGACGCGCGUCAGGAACGCCACAAGGCGCCUAGCGCCGCGCGGCGUCACCUGGCGCUGGAGUGACUUGCUUUCUGAGUUGCAGGUGGAGGUCGGCGGCCAGCCCGCCAUCGCUGACGACGCGGAACACGGCGGCAUCGGAGGGGUGACGCAGCCGGCCACGGAGGGGACGGCGCCCGGGACUUCACGACACCUCGAAGAUGACGGCGAUGGACCGCAGCACGAUGAUGACGGCGUGGGACGCAUCGCCAACACUGGCGUCGAGCAUGUCCGGGUGGGAGGGGGCGCCAAGCGUCUGCUCUCUCGGACGCUCCGCGAGUGUCUGAGGCAGCGCUUGCGCAACCUCCUACUCAGGAAACCUGACCAGGGGAAGGUGUUCGAGUGCACCAGGGACUCCACAGCGUCCAACCACUUCAUAGCGGGAGGCAAAUACACCCGCUUCGCAGACUGGCGCUUUAUCCAUCGCGCCAGACUCGGAGUCGUGCCUCUGAACGGUUGUCGCCGCUUUGAUGGGCGGGCAAACAACAACAAAGCCUGCCGACGCUGUGGCCACGACAAUGAGACGCUCCCACACGUAAUCAACGCGUGUAUGGUGCACUCAGCAGCCCUGCAAUAUCGCCACAACGCGGUCCUCAACCGCCUCGCGACAGCAGUCGCUGGGCGGCCAAGAAGAGGAAACACUGCUGUUCCUGACAUCAGGAUCAACCAAGCCGUCAUAGGGGACAGCAGUGGGCUGCGUCCGGACCUCGUUGUAACUGACGAGGCCGCGAAGACUGUAACCAUCGUCGAUGUGACAAUCCCCUUCGAGAAUAGGCGGAUUGCGCUCGACAACGCUCGGCAACUAAAGAGGAUAAAGUACGCCGACGUUGCGCGCGGAUUAGCUGCUCGCGGCUACUCCGUCACUGUCGACGCCCUGGUUGUUGGCAGUCUGGGGGCGUGGGACCGCCAGAACGAUGCAGUGCUUCGGCACCUAGGCAUCGCUAGCCGCUACUGCCAACUGAUGCGGCGGCUGAUGGUGUCUGACACCAUCAAGUGGUCCCGCGACAUUUACGUGGAACACAUCACUGGCUACCGCCAGUAUGUGUCCCCCUAGACUGUGGCAUGCUCUGACGUCAGGCUGCGAGACCUUCGAGACUGCAGUCGUCGGAGAACUUCGAGGUCGGUGCCUUCGUGACGUCGGUGUCGAGAUUCUCUUCAACGACGCGGGAACGGCGGCGCUACACCAUCUUCGCGCCGCACUGCAGCAGUGCCGAGUCAGUAGCGGUGCGUGCGGUGCUGCCUGGUGCCCCUCCCUCCGUGGUGUCCGCCGAAUAUGGCCCCCACCCCGGUUGGCGCGGUGCUAGGCGGCGCCAAACGUGUGCCUACUGCCCGGCAGUCUCCAGCCAGCGUGGGAAGCAACACCCUCCUGCCACGACACCCCAGUGACGUCCGCCGCAAGGCAGACAGAGGGGAGAAGUCCGGCUGUGUGUGACCCGCCUGCGUGUGUGGCACACCAGCCGCUGGCAGCCGUGCAUGUGCAGUGUGCUGUCAGGGCAUGGAGAUGAAUGGAAUAAAAUAAAAUAGCUCCUAAAUUAGGUCCCCUGGUCUGACAUGAGUAAGGCCGCGCCUACCGCGGGAAUAGUCUUAAGGAUAACAUACUUAAGUAACCGCGCCUAACGCGGCCUCCCAAUAUUUAAGUAGUGGGCUUAACCC
Molecule: messenger RNA, 1931 nt
Organism: Schistocerca cancellata (South American locust)
Lineage: Eukaryota; Metazoa; Arthropoda; Insecta; Orthoptera; Acrididae
Exons: 2
Coding region: 73-1332 (419 amino acids)
Source: RefSeq, a predicted model, not a curated record